Molecule: messenger RNA, 609 nt
Organism: Lactuca saligna
Lineage: Eukaryota; Viridiplantae; Streptophyta; Magnoliopsida; Asterales; Asteraceae
Source: the annotation of a GenBank genome assembly
AUGGAAGAACAGAAAAAGAUGUUUGCUGAUCGAAUGCUUUGUCUUGUGUUGGAUCUUGAUCACACUCUUCUCAAUUCAACAAAGAUGAAAUUAACUGCUGGAGAAGACGUUGAAGUUGAGUACAAAGUAGAUGGCUGGUUCUAUAAGGAAAUAGUUUUCAGGAUUCUGUAUUCCAGUGAUAAAGUGGGUAGCUUGAUAGGCAAAUCAGGGACAAUCAUUCAAGCUAUUCAAAACGAAUCAGGUGCCCAUAUAGCAAUUGGAGCUCCCAUUUUAGAUUGUGAUGAAAGAUUGAUCACCAUUUCUGCAAUGGAGAGUGCAGCAGAGUCACGAAUUUCGGCUUCACAAAAUGCAGUGAUUCUUAUAUUCAAUAGGUGUGUGGAGUCUGGGUUUCAAAAGGGGAUGGAUAUGGCAUCAUCAAGUGGGGCCCAGGUUUCUGCUAGACUUGUGAUUUCACAAAACCAAAUGGGUUGUCUGUUGGGUAAAGGUGGGUCCAUAGUUGCAGAUAUGAGAAAGAUGAUUGGUGCUUUUAUAAAGAUAGUUGGUGAUCAUCAAGUUCAUAUGUGUGCACCUGAAACUGAUCAAGUAGUGUUGGUUAGCACCAUUUCUUGA